Molecule: messenger RNA, 4034 nt
Organism: Spirodela intermedia
Lineage: Eukaryota; Viridiplantae; Streptophyta; Magnoliopsida; Alismatales; Araceae
Source: the annotation of a GenBank genome assembly
AUGGCGUUGAUAACACAUCAGACACAGGUAUGUGAUUCAGAAAAAACUGUGUCUCUCUGAUUCUGUUUCUUUCUUUCUUUCUUUUUCUUCUUCUGACCACGUGAAGUUAGACUGUGCAUAACGUGGUAUCUGCCUUAUUCACAUUAAUCCUGUCAAAUUAAUCAUUUAGAUCUUGCUUUUUCUUUACUUUAUGCGUUAAAUUGACCAAAAUCUGAUUUUUUUUUAAUCCAUUGUAUAUUUAAGCUUAUAGAAUGUAUUUUUUAUUGCAUACCAGGGUUAUUCUGCCUUAUCUGUAAGAGCAGAGCCAUGUUCCACAGGGGCGAAGUUUAACAGUUUUGUAGCUUUCCAGCUAGGUCGAAGAGCAGACAGACUAGGAUCCCUGAGGCAUCACAACCACUUCAGGUGAGAGCCAUGUUGCUGCCUGUCCAAAUUUUAAUAUUCUGGCUUGGAUUUAUUAUCAUGUAAGACCGGUCGGAUGUAAUGUGUUGCAUAUUACCGUAGUUAAAUCUAAGACAAACUGAAAGUUAACGACCCAUAUUGUUUCCAGUUCUAUGACAAUUCACCAUUAGUUCCAUUUUCGAUAACUUCGUUCUGUCUACAUUGGAUUCACUCGUCUAAGGCCUUUUGUAUAAGAGGGAAGUGUAUUCUAAUUUUUCGUUCAGUGAUUUUUCGUUUUGAUUUCUAAGAAACCAACUGGCGGGAUGGAAUAACAGCCAAUCCAUUCUUAUUUUCUGAAAUCAGCAUUUUCUGCUAUGACAUUUCAUGUUCUGAAACACUCUGCCUGAGAUUUCUCAUCAUUGUUCUGACUCAGUAAAUGAUUACUUGAUAUAUGGUCUAAAAUUGGUCCUGGUAAAAGUUAUGCCAGGGAUUGUGGUAAAGUAUUUGAUAGCACUUCUCUACUCGGUUGUUUAAGUGUUAGCUUGUGAAUAUGAUUAUCUGAAAGCUUUUCCUGGUCGGGUCUAUGAUACGGCAAAGAUUUUUCUGAUGGGACCGGCCUUUGCUCUCCUAAUUCACUUUCAUGGCCGUGGGAAUGAUUAAUGGUAGCAUUUUUAAUGGUCUGUUUCCGUCUUCUUUUCUCAUCCAGAGGUCUAGAAUUACUUACAUGAACCCAUCAUUCAGCCUACAAAAAAAAGGGACUAUCUUCUUCAUUAUUUUAGUUAUGAUAUCUUUUGAGGAGUAUCUGUGCUCCGUCUGAUGUAGGAAGACUAAAUCUGGUAGUAUCUUAUAGUAACUUCACACUGAAGCCAUAUAAAUGAAUAACUGCUGCAUCAUUUAUUAGUUCAUUUGUGCUGUGAUUAUCCACACAUUUGCAUGGUUAUCAACCUUCUUUAAGAUUUAAUAUCCAUCAAGUAAUUAAUGUUGCACAUUGUGGUUGCAUUCAAUGUAAAAAUCAUCCCCUUAAGGCUUCAUGUACUCAAUCAUGCACAAUUUUUACACUAUCCUACGCAUGACCUUCUGCAAAAUGAAUCUCAGUUAUCUAUUGUUAAUCAUCUCAUCAAUAUGACCCGAGUGUAAACUAUAUUUUCCAGAUGGAAUGUGAUAGUUGAUUGAUGGACUGAAAAUAAAUUCAUGCUCCCUUCCAUUCCACGGAAGCUGUUUAUUUUAAAUCUAAAAACUUCAAAAAAAGUCUCAUUUCUAUUUCAUCCUGUAGAAAUGAACAGAACAUGCUAUUUCAUUGAUGUAAUCUUACAAAAGAUUGAUGGUUAGGCUGUUAGCUCACAUCUCAUUCCUUUUCAUGUUUAUGCUAAACUUUUGAAAUGUUACUCAUUGGAGAGAAUACCCUUUGCGAUAUACCUACUUUCCGAUAUAAUCUGUGUUUUCAACAGAAAAAACACCCUCUACAUUUUUUGUAUCAAAAUAUUAUAGAUCGUCUAUUCAAAAUAUUUAUUUGCUCUCAGGCUUUGAGGACAGUAACAUGUAGUAUCCAAAAUGCAAAGAGAGAGAAUGAUAGUAGACUUCACCCAUUUCUGCCAAUUCUGGCAAUUCCUAAUUCAACAAUAUUAACAUGCCAAUAAUUUGUCUCAGACAUAUAAUUUUCCCACUCACUAUAUUGAAUCGAAUGUAAAGCCUUUAUCAGAUUGUAAAAAUAGAGUGUCCACAUUAAGAUUCAGUUUUAGAUGAAUAAUGAGCAUAUUAUUUCCUACAGCUUCCCCAGUCUCAAAAGCCUAUCCGAGUAGGAAAUUUUAUUGUGAUUUCUGCUGCGCCAGAAUAAUUAUCCUUUUGUGGAUAUCUGACACUUGCUAAUACGCUGCAAACAACACUAUACUCUGCAUUUUCUGACAAACAUUUUUGCUGCUUGCGUUUUCUGUAUUUUCAUAUUUCAAUAUUUCUCAAUCCAUGCACAAUGCUGCUAAAUUAUUUGUGCUUAUCCUGUUGGCUGUUAUUGUCAGGGGCAAACCGUAUGUAUUGUCAAAUCAGAAACCUUUCAAGAUUUCUUCAUUCAAAAGCAGUGGCCAGACAGAUGAAUCCAAUGAGACAGACAGGGCGUCCAAGUUCUUCAGGAAAUCAGUUCAUCCUUCCUGUGUCUCAGAGGAAAGAGAGGAAACCCUCACAGCUUCUCCUGAUGUAACAUCAAGUAUGCUGUCAUCAGAAAAUAGAGAUGACACUGUAACCAGCUCUCAAGCGAUUAAAAAUCUGUUUAAGAAAUGGUCAAUCAUGCUGCACUCACAAACUUUGAGUGUAGCUAUGGACGACGUUUAUUCUGAAAGACCUACUGAUAGAGUUCUUAAAAAUCAUGAGUGUUCUCCUGAAGAAAAAGCCAAAAGCAUAUUUAAGGCUGCAUUUCUUCGUUUUAUGGGGCUGGAUGCAACAAUAAAAAUUCCAUUGUUGAUAUUGUAAGUCUUUAGAGUAUCCGUUCUUCUAUUUAUUAGUUCCCAUUAACCUUUUCUUGAACAGAAAUUUUGUACAGUACAUUAACAAUUUAAAUUGCAUUAAGUGAUCCAUGAUCAGAAAACAUUAGUUCUAAGAACGGCACUGUUUGCUCAUCUAGAACAUGUAGAAGCGAGGACAAAAACGGAAUUACACUAUCUUAUUUUUCUGAUGUGUUUGCCUGCUUCACGUGAAGCCAUGAUUCUACAUUGGGGAGUAGGGCUUUUCUUCAUUUUUCGACUUUAUCUUGCUUCUUGAAUUAUGUUGUUCACACUUGGAAAGCUUCUGUGAAUAUCUAAUAGUCUAGCUGACAAGAAACAAGUAAUUAGACUUCUUAGAACAUACUAGCAACUAGUCCUUAUGUGAAGAAUAUACAAAAAUGUAGCUAAAACACUACAAGACUAAAAACGUUGUUUUUUAUUGUUUUCAAUCUUAUAAAGGUUGCUCCCAGUGGUGUAGUUCCGUUUAUAUGAAGCUCCAUGUGAAAUUGUUUCAUAUGGAGCUUCUAUAAAUCUUGAUUAUACGAUCAAAAGGAAUAUGUGAAAUGCUGAAAUAUUUUGAAUGAUCAUUUCGCUGGUUAUGAGUUUGUACUUUCCAUAUUUAUUUUGAGAUUUGAUUUAAUGGUUUAUUUAUUUGAACUUUAAGCGUCUAUUUAUUUUUGAAAAUUUGACAUUUUUCUGUUUGAGUUAAAAAAAAAACAAUAAAAUUCUACAACACCAAUUGAUCUACUUGCUUUUAUGCUUUUAUGCAGUAUCCCUUGGUAUUUCAUAAGCAGAGUGGUUUAUGGGGUUGAAGUCACGAAGGAAUUGACGCCCUUAUGGGUUCUUGGGCCACUGAUUACGGCUCUCUAUAUCAAGCUCAUUCAAGGGCUUUGUUUUCUUUACAUCUUCUGUUUCAAGCAGACCAUCAGAUUUUUUGAAAAUGUACCCAGUUACUCCAUGCUAUCUUACAACUUCAUUGCGGAGGGGAGACUCCAAGCAUUUAUCUAUGCUUGUCUCUGCCAGCCAAUAGUUGAUGCCAAGAACAUGGAUUACAAGGCACUGGGGAGGCAGAUGUUGAAGCAACUUAAAGAGUGGGCUGUUGAAACUUACCUGGAUUAUGUUGAAUCCAUUUGGCCCUACUAUUGCAGAACAAUCAGGUUUCUGAAGAAAGCAAACCUUCUUUAG